UAACAUUUUUUUUUCGUCUGAUUCUUCCCAGGAUUACAUUUCACCAUAGCAACUUCCUUCCUCUGAAGCCUAACUCUGAUGGUAAAAUUCUAACCCGUUUUGAACUCUACAAUUAAAAAGUGAGACGUUUUCAUUCAGACAGCGAGCGGAAACAACUCGUCAUUUUAUCAUCAAGAUAGAAUCCCUCUAUACAUGAAAGUCAAUGCCAUGUCAACAGCGAGCUGCCUCGUAUAGUUAUCUCGGACAGCCAACAGGGACAAUUUAGGAAUAGAUCAUUUUUUUCUAAAGACGGCACGAUGUGGAUUUAUUACAAGUGAAUAUUACAAUAACAAUGACCAUCUUCUGCUAAUUAAGGUUUAUACAUUGUUAUUGAGUUAUAGCUGCACGCGACUUCGUCGUUUUCGUAGUUUCGCCUUUAUCCCACCAAGGACAUUUGUACUAAUAAAAUUGUGUUCCACUUUGAACUUCAGGGUUCCAAUCAAGAUGCACUCUAAUUUCUGCUCGUACAUGGUCGCUACAUUUUUACUGGUUUGUAGUUGUUUGGAAACAGGAUGCGCUCAAGAUGGCGAAGGCGCAUAUGGAGGCAAUAUUUAUUACUAUUACACGCCUGAGAAUUUGACUUUUGACGAUGCACAGACACACUGCCAAAGUUACACCAAUGGUGGAUUAGCUGAGCUUUCUACAGAAGAUAUCAAAACAUUCGUAAAUAGCCUGAUCACUGGCAACCAUCGCAUGUGGAUCGGAUCUAAAAAACUAUCUAAUACAUUUACAUGGAUUUAUUCACUUACCGAUACACCCGAUUCAAGUGUUAAAGGCGCUGGUAAUGGUAAAGAUUGUGUAUACUACAGAAACUCAGGAGAGUGGAAGGCCGCCCGAUGCACCGACAAAUACGGAGCAAUCUGCGCAAGACCCGGCAACGUAACCAGUUCAGCGCCAGGCACAGACGUCACGGGUAUAUCUAGACUGGUCAGAUAUCUUCAUCGAAUGCGACGAAAUCCAGAGAACAUGGUUAAAGGACAAUUGAAAAGGUCUACUACUGUACCGACCUUCUUAGAAAGUACAACAAAACUGACUGGUACCUUUCCAUUCAGACGCCUCACUGAUUCUUUGAGACGUAAGAAACGAGAUGAAGAGGGGGACGAGGGGGGCACGGAGGAGGAUGGCUGUGGUAAGGAAAAUUCGACAGAGCAGAGUAAUGCCGGAUCAGUUAAUCCUCGAUUUGAAAAUAUCAGGAAUGAUGCAACCUUCCCAUCCACUUUGGAGCCUACUUCGAGUUUAGAAGUAACAACGGAACUCCAUCGAACUGUUGAGCCUGACGUUAGUACACCAUGCAGCGGACAAUGUGAGAACCCACAGGUACCUGCUACGACAGAUCGCCCCUCUGAUGUCUCUCCUAGAAGCACUUCGGUCCCAGUCGUAACGGAUCCACCACCGGAAGUAGAAGGCAACGUGUCCCAUGUAGUAGACCUGACUCUGGACACGUCAUACUUCAAAUCACCGGUGUUUGUGACCGGUCUGGAAAAGUGGCUCGCAUCAAAUGACGAGAUACCGGAUGAUCUAAACGAAGAACAGAAGUUGGAAUAUGCUAAGGAGUUCUUCGAUGUCUGUAACAACGUGUUCGAGGUUGAUCUAUUAGCUCUAGGAGAGACAGAUGCAGCAUCCAUCUUCGCAGACGCCUGCAGUCAUCUAGCUCAAGAUUUGACCUCUGACCUGAACAUCGGUGAAUCGGUGAACAUCUCUACGGCUCAUGUCGAUGUGUAUGCCUCGGUACAAAAAGGCAGUAAUUUCACUGGCUACGUGCAGGUGAUUGAAGACAACGACGACGUCAAUGACAGCGACGAUGAGUCCGAUGCCGUCCAGGUGGUCAUCAUCCCUCCCGAUGGCGUCAGUGGCCUUCAUCUUUCAGAGGAAGAUACCAUAGGAGUCUCAGUGGUGGUAUAUAAACGAGGACACUUCAUUGUAGACCAUCACAAUCAGUCAACCGACACGUCACAUCGGCCAGCUGGACCUGUAGUCUCAAUAACAGUCGCAGUUAAUGAUAAUGUGACAUCAGUACCUGUCGAAUUCAUUCUUGAGAAUGAUAUUUCUCAUCUUCUGCCAGCUGAUCAGUCAGAUUAUGAAUUGGGAAAUGUCUCCUGUAACUUCUGGGAUUCAACGGUCGAAGGGGAAGGAGAAUGGAACGACUACGGAUGUGAGGUUGUGAACGCAACGAGGGGAUUCACCCAAUGCGCCUGCAACCAUACCACACAUUUUGGAGUACUGCUGCAAGUCUGGCCUGUGGAGACCCCUGCGAAGGAUGAGCUUGCACUUAAUCUUAUUACGUACAUAGGUUCAGGAAUCUCAAUUGCUUGUCUUCUUCUAACCAUUCUUAUACUCAAUAUGCUCACUUCGCUGACGUCUGAUCGAGUGAAAAUUCAUAAGAAUCUAGUCACUGCCCUCACCAUUGCCCAGGGUUUGUUUCUGUCUCUAGAUGCUGCCAGCAGACAUAAGAUAAGCUGCAAAGCCAUUGCAAUCUGCCUUCAUUAUUUCUACCUGAGUGUCUUUUGCUGGAGCCUUUUGGAAGGCGUGAACCUCUACAUUCAAAUCGUGCAGGUGUUCUCAACGGGAAAGUCUCUGAAAUAUAGGCACUAUCUUCUCCUAGGAUGGGGCACUCCUAUACCUAUCGUUGUUAUCAGUGCCUGGACCAAGUGGAAAAUAUACGGAGUCGAAGGACAGUGCUGGCUAACUAUUGAGGACGGUCUCAUAUGGUCCUUUGCUGCUCCCGUUAUCGUGGUUAUAAGUGUCAAUUUGAUUGUUCUCAUCAUGGUUGUUCGUGUCAUCGUUAAGUCUGCUUCGGCCCACAAGAAAGAUAAUUAUGAUCACAUAAAAGCUGGGGUAAAAGGAGCACUUAUCUUGGUCCCAAUACUUGGUCUAGGAUGGGUAUUUGGUUUCCUCUCACUCGGCAGGGCUACCCUCGUCUUCACUUACCUCUUCGUUGUUAUAGUUGCUCUUCAGGGUGUUCUCAUCUUUCUACUCUAUUGUGCAUUCAACUCAGAGGUACGCGCUGCCCUGAGGAGAAAAGAUGAGAAAAGAAAAUUACGGAGGGGUGAUGGAUUGAGUUCGGUGCCUACGCCCUCAUCGGGCAACUCGACACAGUCUAAUGAUACAUCAACCACGUUUGCUUCGAAGCUAAUUGAUAAAAUCAAAAGACGGAGGUCAUCGACCACGGCAGCGAGGAACACGCCCAUCGACAGAAUCGAGCUCGUGGAUCGGAGCGAUUCACCAUACAGCACUAGAGAAGUCAUUUUACACUCCAGAAAGACUGGUAGUAUAGAUUCCGGUUACAGUCAGAACCUUGUACAUACACCAAACUACAUUCCCGCAGACAGUACCGUGUCCAUUCGAACUGAAGUGGCAGCCGACGAGUUUAUUCCGCCGAACACACCUACCUAUGAUCAUUCCACCAUGCGAAUUAAAUGAUUGUGACGUCAUACCAUGGACAUCCUUCAUAAAUCGUCGUUGAGUGGGGGGUCAUAAAUAUGUUUGAAAGCUAUACACAUGGCUUUACGAACAAGUUAAGCUUGCUCCUUCGUGCCAAGUCAGAAUAAAAAAAAUCUCUUGCGUGAUAUGUCAAGUAUUAUGGGGAAGGGAAACGAUUUCAGCGCCAACCGGACGACUGUAAAAUAAGAAAAUUUGUGAUAGUUUUGCUUCAUUUUCACAUCCUGUUCGUAAUGCAAAUAACGGAACCGAUGGCGUCACGCACUCGCCAUUUCUUUUGAAUUUAAUUGACUUAAAUGUGCAAUAUUUCAAUUUUCUUCUAUUUAAACUGUGAAUGGUCUGAGUACUCAGCCCACCCCCCCCCCCCACCGUGUAAUAAUAGAUAUUCAUCCACGGCCAGGUGGGUGUUUCAUGAAGCUGUUUGUAACUUACGAAUGACUACGCACGACUGGUGAUCCUUUCUUUUACUGUAUGAUAUAUGUAGCUGACUUAGCGCGUAAGAACAUGAUUAGGUCGUUUGUAAAGUCAUGCGGAACUUAAACAUCAGCUUUAUGAAACACCCAACAGGUCCCCGGAUUCCAGGGAAAAAGAAAAUUAAUAUUGCUUUUUUUGCACACAUAAUGUGUAAGCAUUUGUAAAUAUCUUGAGUAUCACCAAUCGGGUGUAUCAAUAUUUAUGUGAUCUUUUUUUGUUUCAUUCAUUAUAUUAAUGAAAUGACGAAAAAUAAACUUAUAUCAGCCCUUGUAUAGCGACUAUAGUAUCUACACUCUAAAAAACUAUAAUGCAAAACGAGUGGAAAAGGGCUGAAGGGUGAUAGCAUUUUCCACUCUUUUUUGAAAACGCCGUCACUCCUUGGCCCUUUAAAGGUUGAUUUGCCCCUUUCCAUCCUUUUAUUUUUUAGAGUGUAGAAAAGAAUAAGAUAUAAUUAACAUACAUCAAUGUCUCUCCAUACCUUGAACCUUGCUGCAACCAACUACUCUUCCAUUUUUAAUCUGUGAUAUACAGUGAUGCUCGAAAGUUUGUGAACCACACCAAUAUAAACAUAUAACAGGGGCCACAGACAAAAACAUAAAAAUGACCAUAUGAUUGUGGUUUUUGCAUGGCCAGCCCCCCCCCCCCUUCCCACACACAAACACUUUGAAAACCGUGCCCCGGCCCCUGUUUAAAGUGAUCAAUGCUCUGUCAUGUUGUAGAUAUCCAAUUGUGAAGUCAGGUGAUGAAACCACCUGAUGGACCACACGACCCGUGUGGUCCAUCAGGUGGUUUCAUCACCUGACUUCACCACUGGACCACACGACCCGUGUGGUCCAUCAGGUGGUUUCAUCACCUGACUUCACCACUGGACCACACGACCCGUGUGGUCCAGUGGUUAGAGCAUUGGACUCAUAAUCGUAAGGUUGUGAGUUCGAAU
Molecule: messenger RNA, 4888 nt
Organism: Lytechinus variegatus (green sea urchin)
Lineage: Eukaryota; Metazoa; Echinodermata; Echinoidea; Temnopleuroida; Toxopneustidae
Product: adhesion G protein-coupled receptor L3-like
Exons: 28
Coding region: 484-3459 (991 amino acids)
Biological process (GO): adenylate cyclase-activating G protein-coupled receptor signaling pathway; cell surface receptor signaling pathway
Cellular component (GO): membrane
Molecular function (GO): G protein-coupled receptor activity
Source: RefSeq, a predicted model, not a curated record